AUGGCGCAUGCGACGAUACAUUCUCGAACGAAGAUCCCAUCCACCAUGCGUGUGAUUAUCAGAGAAGAUCCUCAGACGGUCUCCGUGUAUAUCGCGGAAUACAUCGUCAGCCGUAUCAAAGCAUUCAAUCCUACCGAAAGCCAGCCCUUUGUCCUCGGUCUACCAACUGGUAGCAGCCCCGAGCUCAUCUACAAGAUUCUGGUCCAGCGUCACCGUGCUGGAGAGAUUUCUUUCAAGAAUGUCGUGACUUUCAACAUGGAUGAAUACGUGGGCCUGCCUCGCGACCACCCCGAGUCCUACCACAGCUUCAUGUACAAGCACUUCUUCUCGCACGUGGAUAUCCUCCCCCAGAACAUCAACAUUCUCGAUGGCAAUGCCUCAGACCCCGCCGCAGAGUGCGCCUCCUUCGAUGCGCGUAUCGCGCGCUACGGUGGUAUCGAACUUUUCCUCGGUGGCGUCGGACCAGAUGGUCACAUCGCUUUCAACGAGCCGGGCUCCUCGUUGAGCAGCCGAACCCGUGUCAAGACCCUAGCCUACGACACCAUCCUAGCUAACUCGCGCUUCUUCAACAACGACGUGAACAAGGUUCCGCGCAUGGCUAUGACUGUCGGUAUCCAGACCAUCAUCGAUGCGCGGGAGGUGGUCAUUGUUGCCACCGGUGCUCACAAGGCGUUCGCGGUACAAAAGGGUCUGGAGGAAGGUGUCAAUCACAUGUGGACUCUGUCCGCGUUGCAGUUGCACCCUCAUCCGCUUAUGGUCUGUGAUCGCGACGCUACGUUGGAGCUGAAGGUGAAGACCGUGCGCUACUUUGAGUCCAUUGAACAGGCGGGAACAGAUGCCCGUACUCAGGGCCCUGCACUGGUUUAUCGUCCUCGCACCUAUGUCCCGGCCCCGGUGCCUAUCAAGAAAACACACAAGGAGCCGGCCCUUGAUACAACACCCCCAAAGGUGCCCAAGGACCUCCGAAUCAAUACUGAGCUUGGUCGGUCUCUAGAAGAUGACGAGCUAACUCCGGACAGCAUGUCUUCGCGCAUGGUUGACUCGGCCAUUGGUGGCCUGGAUGGGACUCUGAAGAAUGACCUGAUUUUCGAUCGCAUGGGAGGCAGAAUGACCGCAAUCUAA
Messenger RNA from Penicillium verhagenii, 1122 nucleotides. RefSeq lists its product as uncharacterized. Gene Ontology annotation, cellular component: cytoplasm. The record is from RefSeq and is a predicted model, not a curated record. The transcript is spliced from 5 exons. Gene Ontology annotation, molecular function: identical protein binding; glucosamine-6-phosphate deaminase activity. Gene Ontology annotation, biological process: N-acetylneuraminate catabolic process; D-glucosamine catabolic process; N-acetylglucosamine catabolic process. Lineage: Eukaryota; Fungi; Ascomycota; Eurotiomycetes; Eurotiales; Aspergillaceae. Bases 1 to 1122 code for a protein of 373 amino acids.